AUGGCUCGCUCUUGUGGAACCCGUGACCAAGACAAAGGGUACAACUUGCAGGGCGUACCGACGGGUGCGCUGGCGUGGACCCAUUGUUCUGAAGAGGGAUUUGUAACGGUCAAAAUCUUACACUGUGACACUAAAACAGGCAAAGCCAGAGUGGAGAUUGACCCCGAAGGAGCUUCCAGCGUGGUCGCAGCACAGGCAGCUGCUGAUGUUGUUUCACACGCUUGGGCCUCACGAUCGAUCACGCCUCAGGAAAAGGCUUCUUCUGUGGACAAUGUGUCUAAGUGUCAAGCGUUGCACAACACACUUGAGUCCUCCGAGACAAAUGCAUCCCCAGAGAAGAGGAAAAUUCCGCGCAGGGAAAAGCGGGUCGUUCCGUCUUUGCUGGAUGCCCCGGAGGCGGCAACCCAAGCAUUCGCCGACCCUCUGUCUACGCAUGCCACCAGUGGAUUCGAAACUCCAUCAUCCGCGCAGGAAAGCGAUACCGACGAUGAUUGCGAAGGACCGUCGGAUGCUCAGGAUGACCCUUCCAGUUGCACCACUGUCUUGGCCUCGGACUUACUAGAGCGCCCGCUUGCCUCAGCACAACAGCUUCAACAACGGGCAUCAACCGCAGCAGCAGCUGCUGCUGAUGCAUUCAGGGCAACCUUUAUAUCCAAACCACCUUUUGAAGUACCG
Eimeria maxima is the source of this 675-nucleotide messenger RNA. RefSeq lists its product as hypothetical. The transcript has a single exon. Lineage: Eukaryota; Apicomplexa; Conoidasida; Eucoccidiorida; Eimeriidae. The record is from RefSeq and is a predicted model, not a curated record. The annotation marks the transcript as partial.